Molecule: messenger RNA, 1251 nt
Organism: Schizophyllum commune H4-8
Lineage: Eukaryota; Fungi; Basidiomycota; Agaricomycetes; Agaricales; Schizophyllaceae
Exons: 6
Coding region: 25-1104 (359 amino acids)
Biological process (GO): NLS-bearing protein import into nucleus; nuclear pore organization; regulation of DNA-templated transcription
Cellular component (GO): nuclear membrane; nuclear pore nuclear basket; nuclear pore central transport channel
Molecular function (GO): structural constituent of nuclear pore; phospholipid binding; single-stranded DNA binding
Source: RefSeq, a predicted model, not a curated record
CGCCUCCACCCUUCACGAACGAAAAUGCAGAGCUCAGGGUUCCAGCAGCCGAGUCUUUUCAGCUCUACGAGUGGACAUCACUCCCAGUCCAACUUUCGCGCAUGGGGUGGCAGCAGUCAGGCAGCGCCCGCGACGGCUCCUCCUUUAAACGACUCCCUUGUACAGUCACGAAGCCAGUAUCAGACUGGGUAUCUCAUUUCUUCACAGCCGAACAACCCGCCUCAGGGCAGCCCCCGCAACGAUGAACCACCUAUCAUCCAGACCAAAGCGAAAAUGAGCCACGUCCUUACGCGUGGCUCGAACUCCGAAUUUGGCAUGGAGUCCAUGUUCCAAAGCUCGAGGUCAAGGCAGACCAUCGCAGAUGAGGAUGCACCUCCCACCGCAUCCAUUAACGACCUUCCCAACGAAAUGCACGCCACACCCACGUCCUCUAAUUUCCAGCCUCGCAAUUCCGCCUUCGGCUUCGACAUGCCCCCCUCCCGACGCACUCCCAAGCCCACACAGACCCAGUCUUCCUCCGCGACACCUCUCUUCGUCCUCGUCUUUGGCUACCCGCCAGAGGGCUACAACACGACCGCGCAGUACUUCCAAGACCUUGGCGACGCGACAGACCCAGAGGAAACAGGCGUGCAGAACUGCUUCCGCAUUGGGUACCGGAACCCCACCGACGCCCUGCGCGCGGUGCGCAAGAACGGCGAGGUUCUCGGCAAUUGGAUGGUCGGCGCGAUGUGGGCGGAUCCAGCCGUAGCGCAAGCCCAGCUCGGCCCCGCGCUCCUCCAGUCCUCCGCCCUCGCCGCAGACGUCGCCCUCUCCUCCCCGCCGCGCACCAGCAUGGGCAUGGAGGUCGACCGGCCGCUUUCGAACGCGAACGGCUCCGGCUUCGGCACGCCCAACCCGAACUCCAACCUCCCCGCCUUCGGCACGCCGAUCAAGCUGGGCUCGUCGGCGUCGGUGUUCAAGAAGAACAACCCGGGCGCGGCGCCGGCGACUCCGGUCGCCCCCGUGCAGGCGAACAGGGCGCCGAUGGCACAGGCGACGCCUGCGCAGGCGUCGCCGAGCAAGGGUGUGGUUGCGCAGGUGUCGGAUAUGUUGUUUGGAUGGUAGAUGGGGUGUGGUAGGUUAUGAGAGUAGGAGGUUGUCCUGUCAGUCGCGUAGCAGAGCUGUUCGAUGCCACUGAGUGUACGAUGUGUUGUUCGAGUUGAUUGUCGUUAUCUACCACUGUCAAAGAGCUGUCUGCAGCUCCUCAAGGUG